Molecule: messenger RNA, 777 nt
Organism: Colletotrichum orchidophilum
Lineage: Eukaryota; Fungi; Ascomycota; Sordariomycetes; Glomerellales; Glomerellaceae
Product: chromosome segregation protein
Exons: 2
Coding region: 1-777 (258 amino acids)
Biological process (GO): chromosome segregation
Cellular component (GO): Ndc80 complex
Source: RefSeq, a predicted model, not a curated record
AUGUCUUCCGUAUUUCGAGAAUCGUCGCUGUCCGCCAGCAUCAACCGUCAAUCGCUAAUGGCGACCCCGUCAGUCGCCGAGACGCUGCCGAACGCGAACUUUGGUUUUGAAGAGCUUCGCGAUCGCAUGAGCAAGUUCACCUCAAAGUUCGAUGCCUUUAUUGAACAGGGUCGCAAGCGCGUGUUGGAGGAGCGAAAUGAAUUUCGCAUGAACGUGGCAGAACUACAAGAGGACCAGCGCAUGAAGAAAAAGGACAUUGAGAUCUUGCAACUCAAGACGAGCACCCAUCAACAGACCGUUGCCAAGGAAAAGGCCGAGACGCGCGAGAUGCAAGCGUCGAUCGCGCAGCUAUCGGAAGAACGCGACAAGCACCUGGCGACACGGGAUGCCCUCAAGAAACAAAUCGAGGAGACACAAAGGGAGAUUGAUGCCCGGCUGGCAGCGCAGCGGGCGCACAUGAAGCAGCUCGAGGCGCAGUCGCGCUUCAACGUACCAGAACUUGAGUUUUGGCAGCAGAACCUCGGACUACGGAUAGAAGGCGCGGGCAAGGACGAUCGGCUCAAGUUCAUCUACACAUACGUCGACGACCAGGACUGGGAGAGGGAAGCGUGGUUCGAGCUCAACACGGCGAGCCGAGACUACGAUAUACGGCACUGCCGGCCCAAGCUAGAGCGGGAGCGUGUAGAGCGGGUGCUGGACCAGCUCAACGAAACAAGGGAACUGGCGGUGUUGCUCAAGGGCAUGCGAGAGUUAUUUGUGGAGGCGAUGAAGACUUGA